CCUCUACAUACAAUCUACAAUCAUGUCCUGGCAGUCCUACGUCGACGACCAGCUCCUCGCGACCCAGAAGAUCACCAAGGCUGCCAUUCUCGGCAAGCAGGGCGGUGUCUGGGCCGCCUCGACCGGCUACAACCUCUCGCAGGCCGAGCAGGACUUCGUCACCCACACGGCGUUCACCGACCCCGACUCCGUCCGUGCCAACGGCAUCACCCUCGGCGGGUUCAAGUUCAUGACGAUCCAGGCCAACACGGACGAGGUCAUUGGACGGAAAGGCGAGCGUGGCGUGUUCAUCAUCCCCACGACCCAGGCCAUCCUCGUCGCCGAGUACGACGGCACGCCGGCGGGCGACGCCAACCUCAUCGUGACCAAGCUCGCCGACUACCUCAAGAGUGUGGGCUACUAGGCGCGGCGCGGAGCGACCGCACGCCGAGCCGUGACCUGAUAUAGAUAAG
Messenger RNA from Cutaneotrichosporon oleaginosum, 452 nucleotides. RefSeq lists its product as uncharacterized. Gene Ontology annotation, cellular component: cell cortex. The record is from RefSeq and is a predicted model, not a curated record. Lineage: Eukaryota; Fungi; Basidiomycota; Tremellomycetes; Trichosporonales; Trichosporonaceae. Gene Ontology annotation, molecular function: actin monomer binding.